AACUAUUUGUUUUGCACUAGAAACGGAAAAGGAGAGAACUGUUUAGAACAUAUCCGGUUGAAAGUGUAGAAGAAUGUAGUCGAGAUUAAUUUUGUGGUGUAAAAUGGAGAAGAAAAAAAACCCGCGAAAAUGAGAUAUACGUAUCUUAUAUUAAUUUAACGCUGUUGAUUUUUUUUUUGUCUGUAAAUUGUGUGCAUUUCAAAAGGAACUGUUUUGCAGGACAGUUUUAAAACUUUUCUACUUGCCUCCCCAUUGUAGGUAGAUGAAAUCAUGGCCAAAGCAGACCGUUCUCGAAGGGAGAUCCCCAUAGUACUGGUGUGCCUUGGGGCUCUGUUAUGUGGGAACAUUCUGUUCUACCUGUAUGUGGAUUCUUUGUAUCAAAGAAGUCACCAGCAGGAACACUUUCACCACAUGUGCCCUCAUGGUCACUUCAAAAUGGGAGCCAUGAAGAACUGCUCCCCCUGGCUGCAGUGUGACGCUGUAAGAAAGGAAGUUAGGAAACUGAAGGGGAUUGGUCAAGGGGCUGUCAAGCAGGUCUUUCUUUCCGAGUGGAAGGGCCACAAGGUUGCUCUUUCUAAGCUUACUGGUCAUGAUUUCCAGGAGGACUUUCUGCAUGGACUGGAGAUGAUUAAAGCUCUGCAGAGCAAAUACGUAGUCACCCUUGUAGGAUUCUGUGUGGAAGAUAACACAGUUGUUACAGAGUACCAACCACUGGGCUCACUAAUGAAUCUCAAUGCAGUGUUAAACCUUGUGAAGUACCAAAGCCUAAACACUUGGCAUAACCGAUUCCGACUGGCCAUGGAGUAUGUGGCCAUCGUGAACUUUCUCCACAGCAGCCCAAUGGGCACUCGUGUAAUGUGUGACUCAAAUGACCUUGGCAAGACCUUGUCUCAGUAUUUGUUAACCAGCGACUUCCACCUUGUGGCAAAUGACUUGGACGCCCUCCCUCUAGUUGACAGAAACGCCAACUUGCUAAUAAAAUGUGGCCAUCGGGAACUGCUGGGAGAAUUUGUGGCACCUGAGCAGCUGUGGCCUCAUGCUAAGGAAAUGCCGUUUACAGACACACUGAUGCCUGCCUACGAUGAGAAAACAGACACAUGGAAAAUCCCUAGUGUGGUUGACUUCCUCCUGGGGCAAGUAGAAGGGAGCGAUGUUGUCCGCUUUCACCUGUUCGACAUUCACAGAGAAUGUAAAAAGAAAAAUUCAGUGGAAAGGCCUUCGGUUCAGACUGUUUUAAAUGUGUACAAAACUGUAUAUGCAACCUUGAUAAAAGAGAAUACUACACCUGGCACAAGAGACAUGUUGUGAUCGCAUUGUCAUUUUAUGAAAAUAUAAAAACAAACAUUGCAUUCUAAAAAAAAUGAUUCAGAGUCCUGUGUAUCUGAGCCUCUGAUUUUGCAAUUGAAAUUCAUGGCAGUGCAGCUGGGAUAGGCUUAUCAAGCAAGGGGAACUCGAAAUGCUUAAGGUGUAUUAAAUAAGGUCCUAUAUUAUUGUUCAGCAUAUUAUCAUAGAAAAUAUCACAAAUAAUAACAAUUAAGAUUUUACAUUUUUAUCAACCUGUUACAAAAUCAGUAUUGAGAAAAUAUUAAAAAUUGGUCAAAACUCAAAUAUUGGACAUUUUCAAUCACAUUCCAAUAAACUAAUUGAUUAUAUUUAACAUGUUUGCUAAGGAGUAGACAUUUUUCACCGAUAAAAUGUGUUUAAUGUGUUUAAAACACAGACACACAGUAAUAAAAUAAAAUGGCUGGACUAUAUAUUCACAGUGGAUCCCACCCACAGUAGUUUUGUACAAAUCAAGAAAUUAUAGUUUUACUGGCCAUUAUUGUUUUGUUUUUUUGCUACUGUUUGUAACAUUUCUCAAUAUUCCUCCACAUGUAAACCUCCAUUUUUUUCAAACUUCUUAUACUUCGUAGUAAGAUGUACAGAAGAUGACUAAUGUCCUGACUAAUAUGAUUGUUUUUGUGAUUAAAUGUGCAAGUGAAUGUGGAAGUAGUGAGAAUGGUGCAAGAGGAGGGCAGGGGGAUUACAAGGAUAUGUUAAUGUAAUACAGGGGGAAAAAUGUGAGGUGAAAAGAAGAUUGCAUGUUUAUUACUGUUCCAUUAUGAAUGAUUAAAUGACAGCAGGUAAACCAAUAUGGACAAGCUCUCACAAAUGUUUACAUACAAUGAGAUGUAGAUUUAAAUAGCAGCAAUGCAAAAACAUCAGAUGCUUCUAAAUUCAUAUUCCCGAUGUUCAGGUUGGUAGGUGCUUUGAUCUAUUGCAGCAUGACCAGUUCUUCUGAUGAGGUUGGGUAAAUGGCGAUAGUGUUAAUAAAGUCUGCCUUUGUGGCACCCAUCUGGACUGAAACAGCAAAACCUUGGACCAUUUCAUCGCAUCCCAGUCCCUGCAUAUGUAAGCCUACCACCUGCAACAGAAAUGUAAAACUGUUCAUGUUAAAAUAACUUUUGACUACAGCAUAUGCAGGGAUGCAAAACAUACUCAUUCUGAAUGCCAUGUUUUGACACAAUUCUGAAAUGAUAGAUUUCUUUACAGUGUUAAUGAGUGACGCGUCAGUUCUUUACUGACAGAUAAUAACCAGAAUGCAAACACACCCUUUGAUUUCAUUCUCUGACAGCAAAGGACCUUCACGUUGGUCAGUAACACUAUUAGAAAUAAAUGAUAAAUUUCAGUAUGCGUCGAUGUAAUGUUGUAAGGGUAGAAACCUGGUGUAAGAAGUGCCUUCCCGCAGAUGUCUCCAACUGCAUAAAUGCCUUUCCUGCGAGUUCUGGAUCUCAUCCACUACAAUGUGGCCCUUUUCAUCCUGCUUCAGACCCUGAUGUUGAAAUUGGUUAAAAGUUGGAGGUCACACACACCACAGAUCACAUCACCUUUUAUGCUAAAACUGAUGUCUCAGUCUGCUUUUCUUACACCAUUGAUACAAUAUCAGUGCACAGGAGUAAAUACUUCAAUUGCCAUUCCCAUUACCAGCUCUUUUCUCUUUUUGAUUGUAUCAUUCCAAAAGGUCAUGCCUUUCAGUUAUAUUGGUAUAUUCUACUGUAUUAGGAUGUUUUAUUAAACUCCUUCUGAUACUCAAACUAGACACUGGGAAAGAUUCAAGCUAAACUUUGAAAACCCUAUAUUUUAAAAACAUGCUGUCUGUAAAUCUGCAGUUCACAUUCAAAACUAGCGUUUUACAAAAAAUAUAUGAUUUCUCAAUGUGAGCAUCAGAAAAUAUACACCAACUACGUCUGGUUUCAAUGGUUGUGUAUAAACAUUCUACAUGUAACAAUAAAACAGUUUGUAAACAG
Molecule: messenger RNA, 3287 nt
Organism: Acipenser ruthenus (sterlet)
Lineage: Eukaryota; Metazoa; Chordata; Actinopteri; Acipenseriformes; Acipenseridae
Gene: pomk
Product: protein O-mannose kinase
Exons: 3
Coding region: 271-1308 (345 amino acids)
Biological process (GO): carbohydrate phosphorylation; protein phosphorylation; protein O-linked glycosylation
Cellular component (GO): endoplasmic reticulum membrane
Molecular function (GO): carbohydrate kinase activity; protein kinase activity; ATP binding
Source: RefSeq, a predicted model, not a curated record